Messenger RNA from Spea bombifrons (plains spadefoot toad), 532 nucleotides. RefSeq names its product NADH:ubiquinone oxidoreductase subunit A7 (gene NDUFA7). The record is from RefSeq and is a predicted model, not a curated record. Bases 78 to 425 code for a protein of 115 amino acids. NCBI's taxonomy places the organism in Eukaryota, Metazoa, Chordata, Amphibia, Anura, Pelobatidae. Gene Ontology annotation, biological process: mitochondrial electron transport, NADH to ubiquinone; ATP synthesis coupled electron transport. The transcript has 4 exons. Gene Ontology annotation, cellular component: mitochondrial inner membrane.
GUUGUUGUGUAAAACCCAUAAAGCCCAUGACAGCCUCAGUUUCACCGCAGCACCUCCCCUGUCCUUGACAAGGAAACAUGGCGACUGCAACUAAAUUCAUCCAGAGGUUACGGAAUUGGGCUUCUGGGCAUAAUCUUCAAACUAAAUUACAGCUGCGUUAUACUGAAAUCGCAAAGAGAACCCAGCCACCCCCAACUCUACCAGUUGGACCCAGUCACAAGUUGGCAGACAACUACUACCACACACGAGAUGGCCGCAGACAAACUGGCCCCCCUACUGUUAUAAUGUCUCCUUACAAGGUUCUAAGUCCUGGAGGUUCUCCAGCCAGUGCUGACACAGCAGUUACAGCAUCCACAAAAAAGCCAGUGACUCCUGGAACCCCACCUCCGGAACUACAGUUGUCUAGGGAUGAACCAUAUCUAUAAAAGAGUUACCAAAGUUGUUAAAAACAACAAUUAAAAAUAGGUUAUUGAUGGCAAUUUAUUGUAAAUAUAAUCCAUUACCUGAAAUAAAAACUGAAGUUUCUCCUCUA